GAUUCAGAGACACCAGCAAACUGAGAACCGUUGACAAGCAUCGUUAUCCUCACGCACCAGCAGCAAAACCCCAAAUAUAAUCCAAAAUAUGACAUUCUUAACGAUACAGCAGAAACAACCCGUGAUUUGACAACUUCUGACAAUCGAUUUACAGUCCGUUAGACGCUCGUAGCUGUAAACGUCCUUUCCAUCGUCAGCCCAUUGGCUGGCCUCCUCCUGCUCAGUAGCCAUGAUGCUUAGCAGCUCUGUCGAGGUGCCCAGUCCCGGCCACGGCGGCAUGUCCGGCCUCUCCGUGACGAGGGCGGCAGUGACGGGGAACGUCGUCCGGUCCUCCAGUAUCUCGGGAGCCGUGUACAGCCUGGAGAAGAGUCCCGGCAGCGGCGGUGGGCCGGGAGAGGCGGGAACGCUGACCGGGAACAAGAAGAGACGAUCCAGCCUUGGAGCCAAGAUGGUGGCCAUUGUGGGGCUGUCGCAGUGGAGCAAGAGUACCCUGCAGCUCAACCAGCAAGAGGAACGAGUGAAGAAGCUGCGCGGUACGAUCCGGCGGAGCACGGAGACGGGCAUCGCUGUGGAGAUGAGGAACCGGGUCACGCGACAGGGCAGCAAGGAGUCCACCGACGGCAGCACCAACUCCAACAGCUCCGACGGAACGUUUAUCUUCCCACCCACUCGCAUGGGUCCAGAGAGCCAGUUUAGUGACUUCCUGGAUGGACUAGGCCCCGCCCAGAUCGUAGGCCGACAGACACUAGCCACACCCUCCAUGGGUGACAUCCAUGUGGGUAUGGUGGACAGAGGAGGCCAGCUAGAGGUGGAGAUCAACCAGGCCAGAGGACUGACCCCUAAACCAGGGUCAAAGAACAUCCCAGCGACCUAUGUGAAGGUGUAUGUGUUGGAGAAUGGGGCGUGUCUGGCUAAGAAGAAGACCCGAGUGGUGAAGAAGACUCUAGACCCGUCCUACCAACAGGCCCUGCUGUUUGAAGAGAGCCCUCAGGCCAAAGUCCUCCAGGUGAUUGUGUGGGGUGACUAUGGGCGGAUGGACCACAAGUGCUUCAUGGGCAUGGCUCAGAUCAUGCUGGAUGAGUUGGACCUUGGUGCCACGGUGAGCGGAUGGUACAAGCUGUUCCCCACCUCGUCUCUGGCUGAUAUCGGACCCCUCACACGACGACUGUCCCAGUCCUCACUGGAGAGCUGUGCCACCAGCCCCUCCUGUAGCUAGACAGAGAGAACUAUAUAGUACACACACACACACACACACACAGAUCCUCAGAUCCAUCCCCAUAACUACGUCAGAUAACAUGAUUUACCAGAGCAUAGCAUUAUAGUAGCGUUACUUACUGCCCAAUAUCCCUGUCCCCUGCCCCCUGCCCCGUCUCAGAAUCCCUGUCCCCUGCCCCCUGUCCCUUUCCAGAAUCCCUGUCCCCUGCCCCCUGUCCCAUUUCAGAAUCCCUGUCCCCUUUCCCCUGCCCCCUGUCCCAUUUCAGAAUCCCUAUCCCCUGUCCCCUGCCUCCUGUCCCAUCUCAGAAUCCCUGUCCCCUGUCCCAUCUCAGAAUCCCUGUCCACUGUCCCAUCUCAGAAUCCCUGUCACCUCUCAGAAUCCCUGUCCCCUCUCAGAAUCCCUGUCCCCUCUCAGAAUCCCUGUCCCCUCUCAGAAUCCCUGU
Molecule: messenger RNA, 1658 nt
Organism: Oncorhynchus keta (chum salmon)
Lineage: Eukaryota; Metazoa; Chordata; Actinopteri; Salmoniformes; Salmonidae
Product: regulating synaptic membrane exocytosis protein 3-like
Exons: 7
Coding region: 230-1216 (328 amino acids)
Biological process (GO): calcium ion-regulated exocytosis of neurotransmitter; regulation of membrane potential; positive regulation of synaptic transmission
Cellular component (GO): cytoskeleton of presynaptic active zone; presynaptic membrane
Molecular function (GO): small GTPase binding; transmembrane transporter binding
Source: RefSeq, a predicted model, not a curated record